This is a messenger RNA of Drosophila ananassae, 1026 nucleotides long. RefSeq lists its product as uncharacterized. The record is from RefSeq and is a predicted model, not a curated record. Lineage: Eukaryota; Metazoa; Arthropoda; Insecta; Diptera; Drosophilidae. The transcript is spliced from 3 exons. The coding region runs from base 102 to 800 and encodes 232 amino acids.
UAUUUGCGUCAAUGCGAAAAUGGUCACACUACACUUAUUAUUGUUGGCGUCGGUUUUAACUUUGUUUAUUUUGUUUUUGGGUUCAAAUAGUGAAUUUCACGAUGAACCGGCGCAGCAAGCGCACAUCGUACUACCAGUAUGAAAUCUUUCUGAACACCAUGGCGGCAAAUCCGUUGCUGGCGGCCAAUAGACUGACCCGAACCGAAGAUUCCCUCAAAUGGAAGGAGCUGAGCGAGGAGCUGAACAAGUGCCCCAGUGGCCCUACGUUAACUCCCGAAGAAUGGCGCAAGCGCCUGUACGACUGGAAGAAUACAACACGCGCCAAACAUAAGAAAAGCUUAAAUUGCAGCGAUAAGAACCUAUAUUCGCUCACACUUUUAGAGAAUCGAGCCCUGAAGAUUUUCUACGCACAGCAAUUGAAAAAGGAACAGGCCGCAGAUUACUUGGGUGAUGCUGACCAGGGAGAAGAGGAUGUAAAGGCAGAAGAAUUUGAAGAUGUGGAUGAGGAUGAGGAUGAGUUCGAGGAGCCGCAAGAGGUGUAUCCUCAAACGGAGCCGAUUAUUAUAAAUGCUGGACUGACAUCCACGCAACGAUUGCAUCUCGAUGGAAUCGGAUCCAUUUUGUAUGAAGUGACGAACUUUCCCGAAAAGACUCUCACUGAAGAAGUUCCUGCCCCCGACUAUAAUCAGCAGAUUGUGAAACAGCUGAAGAGAAUAUCAGACAUUCAGGAGGCCGCCUUGCAGUUCAAAAUAGCUAGUUUUAAGUAUAAAAACCCCGGAUUCGACUGUAUGCCAGAAUAAUAGUAUACCUGAUAACGUAUCUUAAAAACUGUAAGAAAGAUAUAACAUUGUAAAGUUAAAACUAAGGUAUAGAAGAAUGAAAAAGUUUAUUUUUAAGAAAUAUUCGACCAAUAUACUAAACUUUCUUAUAAAAAAAUAACAUUUUUUAACUGAAUGAAUGUUAACGAUCAUUUUUUUGUUUUUGAACACAAUUUUAUUUUUGUAUUAAAAACUAUCGUAAAUCACA